Talaromyces stipitatus ATCC 10500 is the source of this 1660-nucleotide messenger RNA. RefSeq lists its product as uncharacterized. NCBI's taxonomy places the organism in Eukaryota, Fungi, Ascomycota, Eurotiomycetes, Eurotiales, Trichocomaceae. Bases 1 to 1479 code for a protein of 492 amino acids. The record is from RefSeq and is a predicted model, not a curated record. The transcript has 3 exons.
AUGGUCGUUUAUUCAGAGGUCGGACCUGGCCAUCGAACAGAGGAACAGAAGGGACAUCUCUUUCGGGGUUUGAAUUGGUAUACUGUUGACAGAAAGUUCCUUCACCUGUGGAGUCUCCAGUGCCGCCUACCUACCGCAUGUAGUUUAGCGCCGUUGGGAUUUGGAUAUAAUGUUGGGAUUCUGCCCUUAGAUAGUCAGCACCGCCUACCGGAUGUAGUUAGCGCGCCGGUUCCUAGAGACACACACACAACAGAGUCAGUUUUCCUGCUUCCAGCUCAAGAUAUAAUCUCUCUCGCUAGCGAGAUUAUUACUCUUCCCAGCAGACACACCCAUAUCAAGAUAUACCCUACAACACCAAAUCCCGAUACCCGGAAACCGCUUCAGCUACCAUGCUAUCUUCUUAACACGCAUUCACCAAAUGAAGACUUUUGCGGCCGUAAAGAAAUUCUAGAGCAUCUUGCGGCCGAGCUCUUGCCUUCCAAAAGCGUAGUGACUGCAUCAGGUACCACUCUGCGACAAUUCGCUCUCUGCGGAUUUGGCGGUAUUGGGAAGACUGAAAUAGCCCGUGAGUACUCCAGACGUCGCAAAGCCUCCUUUGAUGCUGUAUUCUGGGUCGUAGCGGAUGAGAUUGCAAAACUCGACCAUCAUUAUCAGCAAAUUUCAUUGGCUCUUGGACUUGAAGAUCCAUCUCAAUGCAAGAGUCAGGCUCUCUCCAACCCCCGAAAGUAUCUGUCGGGAUCUGAUGAGUCUGUUCAACCCGGCCACGCGGGAUCAGACGCUACAUGGCUACUCAUAUUCGACAAUGCAGAUGACCCAAUGAUCCUGGCGGAUUAUUGGCCUCAGGGUAGGGGAUUGAUUUUCAUCACUAGCCGCGAUCCACUAGCUAGAAGUAUGUUUACUAGAAAAUCUUUAGGUUUAGAUCUCGGUCCCCUAUCACAGAAUGAUAGCAUAUCACUAUUCAACCAACUCACAACUAUUUCCAACGAAUCAGAAGAACACACAGUGCGACAAAUUUCUGAUGCACUUGGUGGCGUUCUCCUGGCCAUCUCUCAGAUGGCGGGUAUCGUCCGUCGACAAGACCUUACUUUGCCAGAGUUCCUCGAGCUGUACACGGAUCAUGAGGAACAUGCCAGUCUUUAUGAGACAAAGUUCGAUACUAAUUUGAUCACAUAUCGUCACUCGAUUUCCACCGUUUGGGCAUUUGAAAAGCUGAGGCCACAAGCUCGAAAACUGUUAGAGCUCAUUUCAUUCCUUGAGACAAGCAACAGCAGCAAAUAUCCGUUCAUCGCAUUGUACAAGAUGCAAUCUUGGCAACGAUGGAUGCUGCGAAGAAACGGUUCAUUUUCAACCAGGUCGUACGGAUCCUUUGGAAAGACUGGCCAUCGGCUAUGCCUAAGCCAUCGAAAAAGCCAGAAUUACCACAGCCAAAAUCAACUGGAGGCAGGUUACAUGUUGGAAGAUGGCCUGUUGUCAUCAUGAAUGAAAAAGUGUGUUGGCGUUGUGUCGAGAUCCGGGUGGAUAAUGCGCGCAAUAGGACACCGAUGCAGAAGGUGGUAAUCAUUAGUUAACGUCGUGAAUAUCUUUAUUUUGUGCGCAUAUUGGGAUUAUUUCUAGGUGUAUUUGAGAUUUCAUGACUCUUUGCCUCUUUCUCAACGCCACU